CCAAAGCCACCAUAGAGAGUAGUUUGAGUUUCGUAUACGUGUUGGUUUUUGUACUGUUGCAGCCGCAGCGUUGUAUUCGCUGUCGCUCUGGAUGAAAAAUGGAAAAUCCAGACGUUGCGGUGUCGCGGUUGGUUGGAAAAUUCGUUCCCAUCCAGCAGCGCAAGCAGCUUCUAGCCUUGCUAGAACUCAGCGCACAACCGUCCUCGGCGGCGGAUCCCGGGAUGGCUGCUGGAUUUCCCCGCACAAAGAUUACCGACAAGAAUGUGCCCGGAGUGACUCUUGCAAAGAUCCUCCUCCGUGCCGGCGCGGGUGCUAAUCAGGCGAACAAAAAGGCGCUGCAGCUGAUCGAAGCCGUUCCCUUUUUUUCAUUGUCAAAACUCAGGAAAGUUUUGCAGGCUGAGGUUUCGAGAAAUAUGAUCAGCAAAGGCCGGGACCUGGGCCUCAGCGGUGAAAACCUCCAGCGCGCAGCAGCGCGAUUGGGCAACGAGGUUGCAGCACAGGAGCAAAAGCUGGAAGCUGGUGCACAUCAGUCGGCGAGCUCGGCAAGCAGAGCUGGCGUUUUGAAUGCAAAACCGAUAGCUGCGUCAGCUUCGACUUCCACCAAACAUAUUUCUCGACCACCUGCUCCGGAAGUACCUAAUGGCCGCGGUCCAGAAGUCUCGGCAGGCGAAGAGGCGCUAGCCAACGAGGAUGACGAGGAGCCAAAGCUGCAAAAGCAGGCCAAAGACAGUGGUCACGAUGAAACAAAAGCAGCGGAUUCGCACCAGGCUACCGUUGCCGUAACCGUACGACACGAGGAAAUAAACGCAAUGACCAGGUGCGCACCAGACUGCGUUUCUGCUCAAGAGCUGCAGGGUACUACUACAACUCCUGGUACGAAAGGAACUCCACCCUACGUGCCUGUGACUGUCCCCCUUGUCCAUCGAUACUGUGAGGAGGUUGCAACCGCGGAGGCUGUCAAGAUGGCGCACGACUUGCUGAGGAGCUUCGUCAUACCCACCUUCUGCGAGGAGCUGCUGGAGUCUGAAGUGGUGGAAACCGCGAUCGCUGCGGCGGUCGCCCGCGACAAGCGAAUGGAGGCCCGCGAAUCCAUCUUGCAUCGUGAGGCAACGGACCACUUCUUUCAAGAAGUCGUGAUUCCGUUCGUAGCAGCUGCCCCAGGCUCGCCAAGUUCUGGUGGAAGUAGCAACGACAUUAUUGCUGGACCGGUGCUGCACCGCUUGCAAUGGGUCCAGCCCCCGGGGCUGUCCUUCUCUUCCAUCGCUUUCCGCGCCGAGUGGCAGGAACGGGUCGAGGAUUGGUGUUACACACAGUGCCGCCGCGCAAUACUGGGAUCAUCCACUGCCUCCACGAUACACGCGGCCUCGCUCCAUCGGGAAUCGGCUGCACAGAAAAUGCCAGCGCUCAAAUCUUCUGCUGGUAGUACUGCCCUGCUACCUGGGGAAGGGCCACCUCAUCAAGAGCCAAAGGUAGUCGACGAAAUGGAAGCAAUCCGUCAGGUCUUUCGGCAGUACGCGCCCGCAUACGAAAAGUCGUUUCAACCGCAGAGCCGGUCUACAGCAGCGGCUUUCUGGCGGGACAAGGUGAAGGGCAAAUUCACGAAGACAAAUAGAGAGAUUCUUGCGCAUCAAAAGCCAGCACAAGAACCUGCCUUGCCACUAUCUUUUGACGACGUUGACGCGGCUGAUGCUGCAGAGCGUCGCACCACUGUCGGCAGCACUACAACUGCUGCUGAUCCUGCUGCCGCUGCUGAGGAACAUCAACAACUACCUGAUGCCGCAGAAGAGCUGGCUGCUGCGUUUGAGUGCCGCAUUCCGGAACACGUCUUCUAUCCGCUGUUAGAGCGCAGUCAGAUCUGUGCGUCGUGUGUCUUCGGGCUGUACCAACAGAAAACGCUGUUUUUUGGCGGUGAUCGGGAGGCGUACUCCAAAAAAGCAGACGUUCUAGCUAAAGCAGCCAUCAGCGGGAAGCGCAUCACGCCACAGCAUCUGAUGCUGCCGCCCACAGACUUCGCGAUCAUCAGCUUGGAAGAGGAGCUGCGCGUGCGGUGCGGCUUGCUGGUCCUGAACUGGGCGGCGGAAAUGCGGCAGCGGUUACCCGGCCGCGGCUCGGUUGACCUCGGUAAAGCCCUGGAGGCCGAAGCAGACAACGCUUUUUUCUUUUCUGGUGGCGCGGGAGACUAUACCAGAAAGAACGCCACCAGCCCUGCAGACGCGAAAGGAGCUGGUGGCGUGGGAAAUGAUGAACUGGCAGCGGCUAAAACUGAAAUGGACUGCAUUUUCGUCGACAUCUUGACCGGAAAAAAGCCGGCGGAGAGAGAAGAUGAAGAAACGCCACGAGGAAAUCUUUUGGGCGACAGUGAAAGGGCGGCGGACACAGGACGUCCACGGGAGGUUGUAGAUAAACCAGGAGAUGCCGCAGGUGCUGUCACAAACGAAACGGAGGCACCACCUGACUCAGCAGCCGCGGCUCCGAACAGUAAGGCGGUUCGGUUCACCUUCACAGGAGGCGAAGACGUGUCCCUCCCCGGUCGUGGUGCAGACCACGGGAGCGACGAGUCUCGGGAGGACCCAACAACCAGCGUCCUGGCCGCACCGUUCCAGGGCGAGACGCUGACGUUGUCGCUCCGCCGCGUGUUUGAGGUAAUUGAGGGGCGCAUGGAACGGGAUUACCUGAUGCUUUUUGACCACCAAGUGUUGCACCAGUUUUUCUGGCUCGCGAUGCACGAAUUCGAUGCCACUGGCGCGGAGCGGCUCCUGUGCGAACUUUCCGUUGUGUUGGACAAGAUUGUGCAAACGAUGGACGCCGAGACGGUCGGUGGACAAGCCCCCUUGACCACCCCGGUGAUCACACGCUUGCUCGAUUUCCUGCUUUUCGGGGCCACGGGUGCGUAUUUCGAUGUGGAAUUGAGGAUCGGUAUGGACAAAGAUGCUGAACAGCCUGCACGACCCGACCCCAGCAGCGGCACCACAAUAGCAAGUGCCACUGCCACGAGUCCGAAAAAAAAUACGACCGACGCUGCCUGGGAGGCGACGUGCUGGCACUUUCUGCAGUUUCAGAACGGAUUAGAACUUCCGAACGAGGAGAGCGUCGCGGCCGGUGGGGCGCCAGCGCCGAUUCCGUCGAUUAUCGGAUUUUUCCGUCCCGUGAAGUGGAAGCCGUUUUUCUGCAGCACGAACGCGGCGACGAAGGACCCGGAGCUCGUGGACUGCACCGACCGCAUCGACCACGUGUAUGCGCAGGUGUGCGCGGACUUUUCCGAAGAAAGUGCGCGCACUCUAUUCGUGUUUUCGGAAAGCGCGCGGGCGGUGUGUCGUGCGAAGUUUCGCAAGCUGAUCCAGAACUUCCUCGACCGCAUGUUGGUCAUCCAGAACUUGCGCUUUCCGCAGGCGAUCCCGGUGAGCGAAGUGUUUCAGGUGUUCUUCGGACAGAAGGCCGCGACGGAGGUGGAGGAAGUUUGCGAUCGCGUUCUCGCGCGGCGAAGUCGUGGUGCACGGCGCGCAUUCGGAAGUACUUCUAGUAGUCCUACCGGGCGUGUUGGACGAACCAGCACUCUUGGUAGGACAAAAAAAGGCAAACUUUUGAAAAUUCGAAAAGACCGCUUGUUGGAGAUUCGCCCUAUGGAGGAGCACGAGGAUACGGGGCGCGAUGAUGAGGCCAUCGAUCUCGCCAAGGCGGAGGUCGGGAGCAAGCAGUACACCCGCGAAAGUCUGCAGCUACUGGUGGACUACUCCGAGCUGUUCGAGGAAGAGCUGUCUGGCAUUGUGGCGCGUGCCCCGGAAAUGCGGACGAGCGAGAUGAUGCGGCACGUACCGUCGAGGCUGGCGAAGCGAUACUGCGGCUUGGAAACGGAGUUUCGCGUGCUGCAACAAUCUUCGAAAGUAGUGCUGGGGGCAAAGCCGAAAUCUCUCGCCAGUCUCGCGCAAACGCACGAAGAGGUGCUGCGGCGCCUCGACAUUCCCCGGACGAUGCUGCAGGAGCUGGCUUUUCUGUGGCAGACAAACCUGCGCGCUGGUAGUCAAGCGAUUCACGCCUACCGGGUGGCGGAAAUUGUCAACGUGAUGGACGCGGCUUUAUCGUACCUGGCGCUUCUCCGAAUGGAGGAACUUGCGGACCACGGAUCGAGCAGUAAUGGCGGUUCAAGUUUUUCGCUCGGUCGUUCGUUCUUGCAGGAAAUGCAGAGAAACCUCACUGGCGAUCGCACCAGAGAGCCGCCAGCGACGCUGGGAGCGCUACUGUACUUCUGCGAUGCCGAGGCGUGUCGAGCAGCAGCUACCCGGGUGUGCCUGCGGGCGAUUAUGCUGACGCAGAACUCCUUUCUAAAACAGCGACUCUGCGAGGCUGUCGCAGCUGUGCUGUCGAAGACGCCCGCACGCAGUCUUCUCGUCAGCAAGAUCGUUGGUGACGCGGAUGAUCGAGAGGAUCUUGCGGACUACUUUUCGACCAUUUUGCGCGUACCUCUUGACCCUCCUGUAGUGAUUUCGCAGGACUCCAGACGGGGACUGUUUGCAACUAGUACGGCUACGGGACCCAAACUAAAGAAGGGCGAAGAUCCAUGCUCACCGAGUGAAAUCAGAAAGCAUCUGCUGCAAUCUCUAUUUGAGAUGGGAGCCCCGGACCUUGCGGCGCAGGUGCUGUUUUGGCUGCAAUCGGCAGAAGCUGCGAUUCGACAGCAGAAGCACAUAGAGCUCGAAGAAAACGCUGAAGUGACGGCGAAGCGGAACCUGUAUCGCCAUGUUUUUCCAGAGGCGUUCGUGAUUGAAGGCCUGUUUCAAGAAGAAAAUCUUGAAAAAAGCGCGCUCAGUUCGAACACUCUCGUUCACCAAGUCGAAGACGUGGGCCGCUAUUUCCAGCACCCCCUAACCAAAGCGUACUUGCUGUGCAGCAGCACUGGACCACCGCGAGAGACGGUCCAACACGGCAUUUUUUUUCCGGAUGUUGCAGAGCGUUUUCUGGAGGCGGCAGACGAUGAAAUUUUUUCCUUGGCCUAUGAACUGGAAGGUUACGUACGUGACGUUCUCUUGCUCGGCGACGGCGCGUUCGCCACUUACGGAGCCGAAAAUAACCAGGGCGCAAGCGAUGCUGGAGGUCGUGGGGGUGGACAUUUUGGAUCCAGAGGAGCAGGAGGCCGUGCCGCGGAAAAGGAAACGGGCGGGAAGCGCAAAUUACCCCGCCGCUCUUUCCUCGACCAGAUGAAUUGGGUCUGCUUCGUCUUGCAUUGCCGGGCUGCGGUUCUUCGGCGCUGCAGCACGGGUGGUGCGAAGAUGUCUCAGCUGCCAACAGAUGCGGGCUCCUCCCUCAAGACUCCACUUGCCAAGAUUGGUCGUGCCUUGUUUCUGCUUAUGCUCCAGGAGGCUGCGCAAGUGCCUAGAACAGAAAAAACGUCCCCGUGGAACCAAUCGGGAGCAGGAGCUGUGAUUCCCGCCAGGACAUGGCUCUAUGUGCGCGAAUUUCUUGCGCAUCCAGAUGCACUCGGCCUCACCUCCAUUCCAUCCGACCACAAGCUGCGAAAGGAGUUCGCAGAGUUUGCCUGCCAGGAGGCUCUGGCCCAGCGUGCUGUUCAAGUCGAAGAAGAAGCGAGGUACGUCAGACCAGGCGUGGAAUUUCUCCUGGAAGAUGGCCUUCCUAUGGCAGAACGAAUGGCGCGAAAGGUUGCCGCCACUGCGGCAGCAUCGAAUGCCCGAGCUAUCCCGGGGGCUUUGCGCGCUCUGUUUCCCGGGACGCCAGUGGAUGUCGACGUUAGCGGUGCGUCACGCGAACGUCUCUACAAGUUUUUACUCUCCGUGCUGGUACGGGCACCCGCACCCCCGGCGGCGCAGGUAAAAGAAGAGAGGGAAACUGGGGAGCAGGUAAACAAGCAAAAUCAAUCGUCAAUGAUGCCAACAAAUGACGCACAGAUUCUUGACGCUCUGGCGCUCCUCCUUGAUAGCAACAACUGAACAAGCGAAGCGAAAACUCCUGCAACAGGACAGCACGAAUCAAUUGUCACAGUCUGAAGAAGAUGAGUCGUGGUCCUUUUAUUUCGUGGCCUUGAAUGAUGAAAUGAUGCAGUCCCAAAAGAAAAUAUCGCUGUAGAU
Molecule: messenger RNA, 6077 nt
Organism: Amoebophrya sp. A120
Lineage: Eukaryota; Dinophyceae; Syndiniales; Amoebophryaceae
Source: the annotation of a GenBank genome assembly